AUGACUUCUCCGCUGUCUCCCUCCUCUCUCUCCCCCGCCGCCCCUGCCUCCCCUUGCUCUGCUUGGCCCUCUCCGUUUCUUCUCCCGCCCCCUCUGCCCGUGGCCUCGCCGCCGCCCUCGUCCUCUUCGCUUCGCGGAUGGCUUCGGCGCACCUUCUCGCCCGUCAUUCUCGUGGGGGGGACUGAGCGCGCCAAGCGGGAAGUGGCUGCGUUGACAGGCCUCUCCCUCGCCUCGCUCUUCCAGCCUUUCAACGGCAACGCAAUCGCCGUCCGGAAAGUCGCUGCGACGCUCCGCGCAGCUGCCAGUGCCUCAGCAUGCGAUCCCCCCAGCGGGGCUUCCGCGUCCUGCGGCUUCUGCCCAGAUAUUCAACACACGGAACAAGAUGAAGAGUUUAUUCGCAGGGAGGGCUACCAUCCCGUCCACGUCCACCAGCUCGGCCUCGUCGGCGCCUCGCAGCCGGCCGCGUCUGCCAAGGCGACAGGCGCGUCUCUCGUGUACGAGGGCCCAGAUGUCCCUCCUCUGAACCUCCGCCUGAAUGUCUCUUCGCCCUUUCUGAGCACGAAUGCGUCAAGCUCGCAGACAAACUCCACUGCUGUGGCCGCCCCCCCUGGGCCGAGUGGAUCCGCUGCCCGAGGCAGGGACGCAGGCCCCGGACGGUCGACGCCCUCGUCUGUGUCCUCGACGGCACCUUCCACGGCCUCGGUUUCUGCCCUCGCCUCUUCGCUCUCUCUCCCCUUCUCUUCUGCCGGAACGCCGGAGCGCGCCGCGGGAGGUGAGGCGGGAGGCGCGUCUGUCUCCGGCGCUGGGUCGGGCGCGAAGAAGGCGAGUAUCUCUCCGGACUUUGCCGUCCGUUUCCUCGACCUCGAGGAAGCAGAGUUGCCUUCCGAAUUCUCGGCCGACACUCUCGCCACGCGCGUCCUCUCCCAGUCCCCACCGAGUCUCGCGGAGCUGAGCACGUUUGCGGCAGCUGCCUCCCCGGCUCUCGCGUCCUCUGGGCGCCUCGGCGCCCCAGGGGGCGUGGGCCCCUCGGGCUCCAAACGGCCGACCGCGGUCGAAGCCGCGCGGACGAGCGCGGUGCGGGCGUCGGCGGCCUCGCCCUUCAUCUCGGACGUCGAGGGGGCUUCCCGAGGGCCUCGCGUCCGAGAGAAGCCGGCAAGACAGAAGGGGCCGAGCGCCGGCGCGGAGGGCGAAGACGCUUACGCACAGGCGUGCAGCCAGCCGAUCUCUAGCACCACGGGGCUGCGGGGAGUCGACUUGCCGUGGUACAAUGACUGGGAAGGAGUCGUGUUUGACGGGCUGCGCUUUUCGGAACACGAAACGCUCUGCCAGCCUGUGGGCUUGGUUCUCGUGGCCAGCAGUCGCGACGCAGAUCCAGUUGCUGCGUUCGAAGAACUGCUGCAGACCAAAAACCUCCCCUCCCUGUGUGGCAAGUAUGUCUUUGAUCCCAAUCCGGUACGCGCCCUCGUUAUCCUCGACAUCCAUAGCGAUGCCUUCGAGGCCAAGGCCGACCUGAGCACUGCACUAAAACUCUCAAAACAGGCUGCGCCCGCGUCCGCUACCUCUGUCUCUUCUCUCUCCUCCCCUUUGUCGUCGUCUGCGUUUUCCCUCUCAUCGUCUCAACAGGGGACAGAGCCGCGCGUAGGCGAGGGCGACGACAAGGCGGGGGCGACUGACACGGAGAGAAGGCGCGAGGGGAAGCAGAGCGCGAGAGCAGGGGGCGAGGACGAUGAAGGGGUGGAGGAGAAACAAAGCGGAAGAGACAGUGAAGAUCCAGCGGAAGAUGGAAGAAACGAAAGACUUCUCGAGCAACUCUGUGCUGCGUUCCCUCCCGCCAACUGCCACCUUCUCACCAUUGGCAGAAAAACGAACGUACAGAGUCACUGGCAGCUUCUUCCGUCCAUCCGGUACCUCUACGCGCAGCACCUAUCGGUCAGUUUCUCUUCGUCCCUGUCCGGGAAUUUAUUCCCGACGUUUCUCUCCCCUGCGACGGGGCAGAGUCCUCCGGCUUCGCUGUCGCCGUCCACGAUUUCGUCUCUCUGGCCCUCUGCUUUCGCACCGGGCUCCGCGUCUUCGCCGUUCGCUUCUCCCCCUGGGUACGGCGUCAGCGAGAUCCGGUCGCUCAUUGGCUCUGACGUUCCCCUUCCCGUGGCCUCGCGCCUGCCGUGCAGCGCGUCGGGCGGUUCUCUUCAUCGCGCAUCGUUUGGUUCCGUUCCCUCGCCUUCUUCACCGGGCGGCCACGCUUCAACCGAGCGCGGCCCCGUGCCGUCGCCUCUCCCUGCCGCGCACCCGGCUUCGGAGGCGCCACCGGCCUCUCUCGCGGACUCCGCCCGGGAGCUCUAUGCGCACUGCAGCACGCUGUGCUGUCUCGACACCUCGUUUUGCGUGGGUCUGUCGUGGAGCGACUUGCACUCAUUGUCGGCGUUCACUCAGCACUUCAUCAACACGGGCAUUCUGCCUUGGAUGGAACGGAAGGCGCGACAGCUCGACGGCUCGAUUGCGAGCAAUCGGAAAGGCUUCCGAAACCAGCUGCGGUACCUCUGGAGGAAGCCGCGAGGGACUGGAGCCUCGAGUGCCUCCGGCGCACACGCCUCCGGAGUUGCGCCCGCGCCGCCCCCAGCCGGGGGCGGCGCGGGCGGCGCGCCCAGUGGAAACCAAGGCGAAGGCGGGAGUGCUUCCUUCUCGCCCUUCGCUUCCGCCUUUCCUUCCUCAGCCAGCUCCGUAGUCGCCAACGUCGCUGAGCAGGCAGGCGGCGCCGCGGAGGCGCUCCUCUCUGCCGUCGGAGGAGCGUUCCUCGGAGAGUCUGGGAGCUUCGCUCAGACUUACAGCUCGUCGAAGUCCAGCAAAUCUGCGUCCUCGGGGUCUUCUGGAGACGCGCCAGGAAGCCCACGGAAAAACGGAGUGCAACAGCCACAGCACCAAGUCGUUCAGUCUGCGUACCAGCUGCAUGCGAUCGAGUGGCAGUACCGUCUCUUGGGAGAUCUGCAGCUUUUCUUCGGCAUGCACGAGGCGGCGCUCCAGAGCUUUCGCAGUUGCGCGGCAGACUUCAAGCAGGACAAACGCUGGAAGCAGUUAGGCGGCGCGUACGAAAUGAGCGCAAUCUGCCUGCACCUGUCAGGAGCGGCACGGAGAGAAGUUGAGGGAUGCAUUGAACAAGCCUAUAGUGCUUACGUGAAAGCCUCGGCGGGACGCCUGGCGCUCCGGUGCGUGCUGCUCGGGACGCGGCUGACGAUGGACCUCGUGGGGAUGCUUCCGCUCCCGUUCUCGCCGCCCUUCGCGCCCUUCCUCGCUCUCAAGCAACAGUGUGCGUCUCCGGCGGUUCUCGCGUCUGUCGAUGCCGCCGUCGAAGCCGCCCGCCGCCUGUUGGCGGCGAAUGCAGAGCUGCCUGCCGUCGACGCGCGCUCGCGGCCUUCCCUCUCUCUCCCUGCGCGAAGCGGCAGCGAGGCUGGAAGCAGCGACGGCGGUGCGCGGGGCGAGGCACGGUCUCCCACCGGCGCAGACCGUGGAGAGACGAGGCGCGAAGCUCGGGACGAGACAAGGGACCUCGAAGCCGCCAUGGCCGCAGCCUUCGCGCAGAGCCAGGCCGUCAGAAGCGCGAUGCUGCUCGAACAGGCGGCGCUCUGCUUCGAGCAGGCAGGAGUGCUCCACCGGAGAAAACGAAACUUCCAACUGGUCAUGGCAGGACACACCUACUAUAAGGCGGGAUUCAAGCGCCUCGCCCUCCGAUGCUACACGUCCGUGGUUAGUCACUACGAGUGGUCGGGUUGGCAGCACGUCUCGCAGCAUCUUCGCUUCAUCAUGGCGCGGCAAACGUUUUCUCUCCACCUUCUCUUCGACGCGGCUUUCCACUUUGCGGCCCUCCUGAACGCGGUCUCUUCCCUUCAACAAGUGCGGCAAAUCGUCUCUGACCAGCCUCCCGUCUCUUCUUUCGCGUCGCUCUGCGCCGCCCUCGGCCCGCUGCUCCUCCCGGCGGGGCGCGGCGAAGCAAUCUCGCUAGAGCGAGAGGACGACGAUCGAAACGGAAACACUUGCCUCUCCGUCGGCCAAUCAACAUACGGGCUUCCCGUCAUCCCUGCGAGUCGCGAAUCGCACUAUAUUCGGGAAUUUCUCUUUGUCUGCCGGGUCAUUCUGGAACGGCAACGCCAACAGGCCGAGCAGCAGAGUCGCCGUCAAACUCCCGCGCGUGCUCCGGGGCCGUCCAGCGCGUUCUCGCGUUCGGCUUCAGACACCCACGAGGCCGCGGGGGUGCUGGGGCACGGGAGCCUCCUGAACGGAAGAAAGGAAGAGGCGGGGGCCAUGCUGUCCAGAAAGGGUUCUGCCGUCUCUUCAGACUGGUCCUCGGCUGGUCCCGCCGUCUCCACCACCUUGGACUCCGUUCGCCACUCCGUGCCGAGCAGGUCGGCGAAGAGCACCGGAGGUGGAAAAGAAGGCCCGAGUAACCUGACCGCACUUUCUUCCCUGACGCUUCCUGUUGAUCUUCGCGUCCCCUACGUGGAAUGUAGAAAUCGACAAGGCGUCUUCAGAGACGGGAUUUGCGUUCGUCUCCCUGGCGAUGCCUCUCUCCCCUUGGAGCGCCGCCUUCCCCUCGGUUCUUCUGCCUCUGUCCUCGGGAGUCCCGGCCUCGGCGCCUCGGAUUCCCUGUCUUCGCUGUGCGACUCCGCGGGCUCGGCUUCGUCUUUGCUGUCGCCCGUGACCUUUUCGUCUCCGUCGUCUUCGCUGCCCGGCUUUUGCGAGCUCGGCGAGAUCCUCGAGGCGGCUGGUCGGCCGGCACGCCGCGCGCCGUUAGACGCGCAGGUCCGCGUAGAACUCGAGUGCCAAGAGAGAUUGAGCGACGGCUAUCUGGCGCUUCGCUGGCACCAGUGGCGACAGCAUGCGUCGUCUGCGUCACCCGACAGUGAUCCUCUUUCGUCGGCGGGAGAGAGCGGCGAACGAGGCGACGAAAUGGGGCACCGAACCCGCGAAGAAAUGGAGACAGAAGAACCCGCACAAAGAAACGCAGAGGAUGCGAGUGCGGCGCCGGUGACGGGUCAGCGUCAGUCCCUCGCGCUGUCAUCAGCCCGGGGAGGAAAUGGAAAACAAGCGGGGGACGGAGAGGAACAGGCACACGUUGAAGGAGACGAUCCGUGGAUUCGCCACGAAGUGCUCGUCACUCCCUGCCCAGUCUCUCUGCCGGCUUCGCCCUCUGCGGUCACGCAUGCGUCGCGGCGGCGCUCUGCAGUCGGCCAGCCGGUCGCCGUGCUGCUGCGUCUGGUGAACCCGCUCCAGCUGCGCAUUCAGUGCCGCCAUCUCCACCUCUACGGCUCGGUGCAUCCCGCGUCUCCGACCCCCACAGGGCGUGAGGAGGAGGCAGGAAGACUCACGGGCGAAGGACGAAAAACGCGGACGGUCGAGUUCCCCUCCAUCCCAAGCGUCUCCCUGGAGCCUCGAGAGUCGACGCUUCUCACGCUUCUGGCGAUCCCGCGCGUCCCCGGAAGACUCGUCGUCAGAGGACUGUCUCUGGAGCUCUUCGGCUUCAUCCGACUCCUUGAACCCUUUUGUCUGCACGGGAGUCUCCGGCCAGAGGCGCGCUUCAACAUGCGGCACUGCCACGUGCCUUCCGACGACAUAUCCGUCGCCGCGCCUCCUCACGGACAGCGGGCGUUUGAAGACCCGCCAGACGGACUGCACGAGCACGCAUGGCGUUCCGGUGCGCCCGCCCCGUCUCAGCUUCCUGGCCUUUCCUUGCCACAGAACGCAGCCCUCAGUCAGGAAGGCCUCGAAGGCUACCUCGACGAAUUUGGUGGCUCGGGUGGGGGCCUUCUCGACGCAGACGGGAAGCCGCGCGCAGACGUGCCGAUCCACUACCUGCUUCAAACGGAAAACUACAAGCUGCUGUCCACCGGAAUCCCCGGACAGUUUCGGAGCCGAGCCGUGGAGAUGCAUGAACCGGACUACCGCUUAGAAGUCGAGGUCGACGAGCUUCUCCCUGUUCUCUCGACGCUCUUCCUCGGCUGGCCUCUCAGCCCGAUUCGCCGACCCGGGGAAACGGAAGACGAGGACGAGCAGGCUGUCUCGUCGCGCGGCUCGCAGGAUGCCGUUUCCGCCCUGCUGGCCUCACGCCAUCUCCCUGUGCUCGCCGAGCCCGAGGCGCCCGACAGGGCGUCUCUGGCGUCUCCCCCCUUGGCGGGGCCUCAGGUCAAGGAUUCGUGUGCUCCCGCUCCCGGCGUCUCCUCGCGCGCGUCCCCGUCUCGUGUGUUGCGUCGGCAGUUGUAUAUGGGCGAGGAAGCUGGCGCCUAUCUUGUUCUCUCGAGCUCGUCGUCUACGCAGGCUCUCGACUCUCUCUCGCUCGCGGUCACGCCUUCUGACUUGGUCCGUGUCGUCGAUGCGAUCCUCGUGUACCCGGUGGAAAAGUCUGGAUCUGCGCCCGCGCUCGGCAGUCUGCCAGGGACAGAGACAGCUGGAGACCGCGUGGGGUGUGCAGCAUCAUUCGAAACGUCGCGCCAGUCUCCCUACGCCUUUGAGAGACUACAAAUCCUCGAAAACGUCACAGAGGAGCUGGAGAAGACCAGGCCAGGUGGCGGCGCGGGAGGUGGUCGGGAAGAGGAGAAAGCAAAAAAGAUUCAAGUCGUUCGCUUCGCGCGCCAACGGCCUUUCUGUCCCUCCGGCGAUCCUCACAGAGAUGAACAGCGGACGCCUUCUCUCUCGGCCUCAAAAAAGGCAAACAUCCUGCUGCCUCCAGGAGGCGUUAUUCAGCUCUCGCUCGCGCUUUGCGGGAAGGUGCCGGGCAUUCACCGCGUUCGCUUCUGUGUCAAGGCGGUGGGGUGUCCUCUCGACUCGGAGGCGCAGGGAGACGGGAAGGAGGCUGAAACGAACCGCGAAGACUCGGGAACGAGCGCCGAUCUCAGCGACAGCCCGACAAACGCCCGACGCACCCUGUGGCGAGCCGUCGAAAAAGUCCUCGCCGUCACACACUCCCUCAGACUCACAGUGGAGCCCCGAUUGUCGUGGCAGCGUCCAAGGCGCCACCUGCUGCACUGCCGCAUUCGAAACUUGACGCGACAGACGUUCUGCAUCGAGGAUCUGUCUGCCUUGCUGCCGUCGUCUGUUCUGUCGGAUUCGCCCUCCGCUGGAGCCUCGCACACGCGUCUCGAUCGCCUGGCCGUGCCGCUCGUCCCCUUCGUGGCCGAGGGUGGAGGCGCCGCGCCGCCUGCCGCGGUUGUGCGCCCGUACGAGACUCUGGAGCUCCUCUGCGCUCCCUGGCGGGGCCGCGACCCGAAGGCUUCAACUGCCCGAGGCGAUGACUUGCUGGAGGCCGCUGCGCGAUCCAGCGUCGGUCUCCUCGUCCGUCUCCGGUGGCGGCUUCACUUCUCUCCGGCUCUCGCCUCGAGUCGGAGCGCCUGUGCAGGCGAGGCACUCGCAGGCGAUCGUCCUCUGUCUCCUUCGCGGGCCCUCGCAGGCCCCCGAGCGUCCGGCGAUUCUUCGCCUUUCCGAGCGCACGAUCGUCUCCCGAAUCUUGCAACAAGCCCGUCUGGAUAUCUGCUUUCCGAGAGGCCGGUCUGCCUUGCGCCGCGCAUUUCGUCUCUGCCGCUGCGCCUGACAAUCGAGACGGAUCCAGCGGGGUCAGGAGCGUUGCCUUCCUCCGAUCGCCGUCUCCUUGCCUUUUCCCAGCGCGAGGCGGGGUGCUUGGUCCCCAUCCGCUUCUGUCUUGCGAAUGUGUCGUCGACUCUUCUCCUAGGCGUGGAGUUGUUCGCCGACAUCUCCGGCGCAGGGCGCUCGGCGCCGCUUCGGCUUUCUCCGGGCGACGUGGCCGUCGCGCCUGCGCUCUUCUACUCUCCUCUGGAAGAAGAAGAAGACCGCCACGCCGCCUUCUUCUGCGCUUCCUUUUUCUGCGAAGGGGACGAGGGCGCGAAAGGUGCACGCGCGUGGGGGGGAGACGAUGCCGACAGGUUUUCUGCGUUGCCCCGAGCCCCCAGUCGCGAGCGGGAGACUGGCAGAGAAAGACAGGACGACGGGAUUUCCGACGAGGCAGAUCGAUUUCCGCGCUCCCCAGGAGACUCCCUUGACCUGUGUCGGGGGCGCGGCGCCUUAGUUUCGAUGCCUCUCUGUUUCAGCACGGCCGGGGACGCACAGCCUCCAGGUCGGGCUAGUGUCCCCUCAGGCGCCUCGCCGCACAGAGAAGGGUACAACACUCCCGGAUUCCCGAGCGCGUCAGGUGAAUCCUCAGCCGGCGCCGAGCCCGACUACACAGGACCCAGCACAAGGCCGGCCGCGUUCUUCUUCCCGUCGCCCUCUGCUCUCGCUGCGAGGCGCCGAGAGCUGUUUGGUGGGGCGGGUCGCCUCAUGGCCCCCGGCCUUCGCCACACUCACGAGAGAGAGCGUUGCUUCGCUUCGUUGUCGACUUCUUCGCAAGGGAAGGAUCGCGGCGGGGCGGGUUCGCAGCUCUGGAGAGAGAAGCCUCUUCCUGUGCUGGGCUCGCGCCGCCCCUCUUCUCUGGCGUAUCUGGAGACGCUGUUUUCUCUCCCUCUCGCGGUCCCGGAGUCCGUCGCGCCUUCCUCUGCUGCGUCGCGCACCGACGCUGGUCCACUCCUCGAAGGUCGGUCUCCGUCUCUCGCGUCCCCUCCGGUCUUUCAGCGGCGCGUCCUGGCGUCUUUGCUUCGCCGCGCUCUGAUUGUGAAUCCGCAGUCGUGUCCCCUGCCUGUCGUCCAUCCCACAGUCCAGGCCGACGCCUUUCGAGGCGGCCCUCUCGCCCUCGCCUUCGGGGCUUCCUGGAGUCGCGACGAAACGCUGGAGAGCCCCGAAGACAGCUUUUCUCUCGCGUCCCUCGCGAGUACCUCCGAUUCUGCGCUGUCCUCCCAAGACAGAAGCCGCUACAGCAACUCGCGGGCCCCGCCUCCCCCUCUGCAUGCGCGACUCGGACCUGGCCCAUCUUCGCUGGACGCAGGAUCGGGCGGCGCGGCGUCUGCGGCCCUGGCGGGGCUGUGGGGCGCGCACGUGGCGACUGGGUUUGCCGCGAGCUCGGUCGCGGGCUCAACGAGCGCAACCAGCCAGCGCACCCCGGGGAACUCGGCCGGCGGCAUCGGGUCCUUCCUUGGCUCCCACACGCAAGUGUUCCACCGGGGCAGCGCCAGCAGCGCAGGGUCGGGCCGCGCGGGAGAAGAAGAGAGGCGCAAACUGCCGGUUCCCGAAGAGGCACUCGCAGCUUUUUUGAGCGACGUGUCGACGAGCUUGAGCUCAGGAGUGGUUGUCGGAGGGACGCCGUACAGUGACACAGUCGAAUUUCCAGGGACAGAUGUGAAGGACGUCGAUUUGCCUGCGGCUUUCAGUGCCGCUGACUCUCUUUGUUUCGACUCGGAAGAAGGCGCGACGAACCAAGACAGGCCUGGCGCGCCGCAGUUGCCUGUGAUUGACUUGACUGACGUCUCGGCCUCUGCGGAGGCCUCUGGGCCUUGCGAGGUUCUCCCGCGUCUCGCUUCGCGGCACCAGGUAGCUGUGGCGAGCGCGUUAACGAACAGAGAUUCCGCAGCCCUCGGCAACGCUCCCGUCGCUUCACACCGAGGUGGACGCGCUGAUGUCCACGGCGACCAGGUUCUAGGAGGGGCGAUGGCCGAAAACCCUCAGAACAGCGUCCCGUCGCUUCCUCUCUUGCCCCCUUCAUCUCUGGCUGCUUCGCUCUCUCCAGUCGGAACGGCACAUGGACAGCCGCUCGGUGCGCCGGCGUGCUUCAACGGCUUCUACUGGCUCGGCAAACGGACGCAGCAGCUGGGGGUUGUAGGCCCAGGGGAGAAGGUUGAGGCGACACUGUUCGCCUUCUUCCCCUCUCCCGGCGUCUUCAACGUCAACAAAGUGCGCUUCCGGGUGUCGAUAUUGGGUCACGUCGAGGCCGAAAAGUCGACUGGCGAUGGGAGCGACGCCGAGGCGAAAGAAAGGCCACAGCCGGAGCAAAGGGCGAGGGAAGAACAACGGCGAGAAGGCGGGGCCGGCGACGGCUCGCCGUCUGCAGCGGCGGGCGGGCGAACCGUGAUUCAUCUGGACCCCAGCCUGCACAAUGUGCCGCAGCUCCUCGAUGAGAAACGCCUGGAAAUAGAAGAGAACCAAUGGGAAAGCGAGUUAGUCGAUCGUUUCGCUGGACGGAAAGCUGUUGUGGGUUUCCCGUUUGAGUGUCUCGUCCACGUCCAACCCGCGGCGACGCUGUGA
Neospora caninum is the source of this 10170-nucleotide messenger RNA. RefSeq lists its product as hypothetical. Bases 1 to 10170 code for a protein of 3389 amino acids. Gene Ontology annotation, biological process: endoplasmic reticulum to Golgi vesicle-mediated transport; protein localization to phagophore assembly site. The transcript has 15 exons. Lineage: Eukaryota; Apicomplexa; Conoidasida; Eucoccidiorida; Sarcocystidae. Gene Ontology annotation, cellular component: phagophore assembly site; cytoplasmic vesicle; TRAPPIII protein complex. The record is from RefSeq and is a predicted model, not a curated record.